AUGAAACUAUUCAUUGUUGUUGUUGUUUUACUAUUUAUAACUGUUGUUAACGCCCUCUAUUCUGAAUGGGAAGAAAUUCGACCUUAUUGCGGUGCUCGAAGUCAACCACAGUGUUGUACCAGUCGAAAUGACAAUUGUUUUAUGCCCUAUUAUGAUUCACGAUGUUAUUGUGAUACGUUCUGCUUUCGUGCACAUGAUAAUCAUGAUUGUUGUCCCGAUCACGAUGCCAUCUGUGAAGGCAAAAAUGUUACAGAACCUGUUCGACCACCGCCGCAACAGACUGGUACAUGUAUUGAUCAAGAGACGAACAGAAUAUAUGAGGUUGGUGGAUCGAUAAAACGCGACUGUAAUUUAUGUCGAUGUACGACACUCGGUUAUCGAGCAGAUUGGUCAUGUGAAGAAGAUUUAUGCGUGAAUAGUCCUGAAUUACUUCAGCAUGUUAAACAACAACAACCGUAUACUGGAUGGGAUGGAACACAUUACGAUAAAUUUAAUGGGGUGAAGGUGAGAGAUGCACUGAAAUAUUAUCUUGGUACAAUACCAGAUCCAUCGCUGAGAUCAAUGGUCGAAAAAGCACCAGAUGAUCCAGCAGAUUAUUAUCGUAUGGAUGAUGAAAAGAGUUUCGAUACCAGAACAAAUGCUAAAUAUCAAAAUAAAAUCCGUGGUAUUCGCGAUCAAGGCAAAUGUGGUAUAUCAUGGGCAUUAUCAACAGUGGAUGUGGCAUCCGAUCGUUUAUCACUUGUUGAAACUAUUCAUUGGACACGUGAACCAUUAAGUGUACAAAAUGUUUUAUCAUGUACUGAUCCAGAGGCAAAAGAUGGAUGCGAAGGCGGUCGUGUGGCAUUUGCAUGGGGUUUUAUUAAAGAUAAAGGUGUUAUCACAGAUAAUUGUUAUCCGUAUGAAAGUGGAACAACGGGAAAUAUCUCCGAGUGUCGAUUCCGUUUGACUGAUGACAAUAUUUUAAAUAUUCAACAACAUCGAAAAUUAACAAACAUACAGUGUCCAUCAGGUGCUACAAAUGGACAACAUUAUAACUUUGGCCCUGCCUAUCGCGUACGAAAUGAACCACGUUCAGUUAAGUAUGAAAUAUAUUUCCGUGGUCCCGUUCAAGCAACCAUGUUGGUUACACCCGACUUCUUCUUAUAUAAAAAUGGUAUUUAUAAAUGUCAAAAUAAUUACGAUCGACAAAAUCCAAGAUAUGCUAAUUUGAAUGCUCAUCAUUCGAUACGUCUAUUAGGUUGGGGAACCGCAAAAGAUCCACGAACACAACAAGAUGAAUCCUAUUGGAUAGCUGCUAAUUCAUGGGGUGAAGGAUGGGGACAAAACGGAUAUUUCCAUAUUCGAUUUGGUGAUUGUCAAGUUGAAGAAACAGUCAUUGCAACAUAUGGUAAGAGUACAGAAGUAUUAAAACAAAAACAAAAACGACAAAAACGCAGUGACGAACAAGAUAAUACUAUCGAAUUUUUGUCAUCGUAA
Molecule: messenger RNA, 1476 nt
Organism: Didymodactylos carnosus
Lineage: Eukaryota; Metazoa; Rotifera; Eurotatoria; Philodinida; Philodinidae
Source: the annotation of a GenBank genome assembly